CGGCGCGUGAGCGCCGUGCCGAGGCGGGGGGCGUGGAGUGGCGCGGCGCGAGGCCGGGAAGGUUCCAGAGGCGCCGCCGGGGCAGGGGCAGGGGCAGGAGCGCGGGCACGCGCCGCGCCAUGGCCGCGCACCAGGAGUUGCAGAAAGAUUUGGAAGAGGUUAAAGAAUUGCUUACGAAAACCACGAGGAAGCGGGUUCGUGAUGUCCUCACGACUGAAAAACACAAGCUAGAGAUAGAAAUCAAGAAUCAGCCUCCACCAAAGCUGAAAGGCGAUGCAGGAGAAGAAGAAAAGUCAUCACUUGCAGGAUAUACAGUGAAGAUAAACAACUAUGGUUGGGAUCAGUCAGAUAAGUUUAUUAAGAUCUACAUCUCUUUAAAUGGAGUCCAGAAGCUCCCAGCUGAGAAUGUGCAGGUGAAUUUCACAGAGAGGUCAUUUGAUUUGCUAGUGAAGAAUCUGAAUGGGAAGAACUAUACCAUGACCUUCAACAACCUCCUGAAACCCAUCUUGGUGGAAGGCAGCUCUAAAAAGAUAAAAACAGACACUGUCCUUGUGAUGUGUAAGAAGAAGCGGGAGGAAAAAUGGGACUGUCUCACUCAAGUGGAAAAAGAAAGCAAAGAGAAAGAGAAGGCAGCCUAUGACACCUCAGACCCCAGUGAAGGGCUUAUGAACCUUUUGAAAAAGAUGUAUGCAGAAGGGGAUGAUGAAAUGAAGCGCACCAUCAACAAGGCUUGGGUUGAAAGCAGAGAAAAACAGUCCAAAGGGGACAUACCAAUGGAUAUUUGAAAGUACUCUAAGGGCCGCCUUAAUACUGAUCUUCCAUGUGAGACUUCCUGUGCUGCAAAAAUCAUUGUUUACACAACCUUCUUCCAAGCAAAGACAGUCAUUUUCCAUUUCAGAUUGGAGAAAAUAUUUAAAUAAAAUAGCUUAUAAAGCAUUUCCUUCAGUCAAGUGGUUCGCCAUUUCCUGAAGAGUGGAACAUAGUAUAUCUUUACCCCUCCUUCAAAAAAAAAAAAAAAAUUGAGUAGAGACUUUUGUGAAACUUAAGAAAGAAUGUAAAAGAAAAGGAAUUCUAAACUAAGAUGGGUCGAGUCCACUUGUUGCAAGUGAUAUUUGUGCCCAUCUAGGGCUAAUGGCUUAUGUCAGUCUACAUGGGUGUGUGUUUUAUUACAUGUGGGGUAGCAUGUUGAACUGUAAGACAUGUAACAGGCAGAAAUGCUGAAGAAAGCUGAACUGCUAUCUCAGGACAGUGCACUUGCUAGUUGAGCAGAAAUAUUACGGUCUUUAUGCUGUGGUACUAAACCUUAUUACUCUCUGAAAUGAAUUACUGGCUGUUUAACCCCUUACGGUUUUUGAAAAUGAAGACAACUCUUUAGCCCCUGUGCUAGUUGUGACUUCCUUGGAGCCUCUUUGAAGUGAUGGCAGUCACAGGAGAGCACUGAGCUGCUGAUACAGAAUAUUGAGUUCUCCCUGCCUCUAGCAGUAUAUGAGGAAAAGAGAAAUGACCUCCAUUAUUCCGUAACAAACUAUCAAAGGUUUUAAGGUAAUAGAGAAAGAAGUAUGUUGAGGUAAUUUAUACUCCAAAAUUUGACUAAAUUGGAGGUUGUGAGCUACUGUCAAAUUGCUGCCUCUGCAUCUUCCAUCUGACAGUAUACUUGGCCUGUUUAUUGCAGCCUCUGAACCCUACUGCUGAGGACAAAGUAGCUGUUUUGCCUCAAAUGUCCUGCACUGAGAAGGAGUACAGGGCAAACAAGCUCAGGCAGCAGGGUUCCUUCUGGUUUCCUUCCUUGCUGCUUCCUUAACACUUACCUAUCUCCCAACGACAGUUUUAUUUGAUGUUAAAUCAAUUGAAUUAAGCAAGCCAUUACUCUCCUGUUGUGGUCUGGACUAGGACUCGUUUGCUACCUUGUUCCUAAAACAAUGGACUAAGGUAUGCACUACAAGCAGGAAAGGAAUAUUAUAACACCAAGAGGUUCUUUAUCCACUCUUUGCCUACCUGUUACUAUAAUUAAGGUUGCAUUGCAAGAGUAUCUAAACUUGAGGCCACAUGUUACUUUCAAUUCAUGCUCAUCCUUGUUCACAGAAUAAUUCUUUGCCCACUUCUGCAAUUUUAUUUAUGCUUUUAUUGAAUUCACCAUGGUGGACUUAAAUGUGUUGUGCCAAACAAACUGCUUGAAUGAGUCUUGUGCUGUAUGUCUUUAUUUUUCAUGUUCUUAUUACAAUCCUCAGCAUAGUUCUGCAACAAUCAGGUAGUGAUUGUCUCAAAAUAAACCUGCCUCUAACAGA
This is a messenger RNA of Rhea pennata, 2285 nucleotides long. It is a transcript of the gene CACYBP, whose product is annotated as calcyclin binding protein. The coding region runs from base 120 to 785 and encodes 221 amino acids. Gene Ontology annotation, biological process: heart development. The record is from RefSeq and is a predicted model, not a curated record. Gene Ontology annotation, molecular function: tubulin binding; S100 protein binding; ubiquitin protein ligase binding. The transcript is spliced from 6 exons. Gene Ontology annotation, cellular component: nucleus. Lineage: Eukaryota; Metazoa; Chordata; Aves; Rheiformes; Rheidae.